AUAAAAAACCACAGACGUGUCAUAUACAUUAAAUAUUUGACAUUUCCACAGCCCACUAGAUUUAAAAGUAGUUGCUGUGUUAGUUUUCGUAUUUAAAAUAAUUACUAAAACGUUUUAAAAUAUUUUAUAAUGAAUAAAAUAAUCACAAAUUUAAUUCUAUUAAUAUUUUAUAUAUCAACAUGUAACUCAACUAUAUUUGAAAGUGAUUCGUGUUAUACUUUCGGAAGCGGCAAUGUUUUUCCCGGUGGAGCAAGAAAGAUUGAUCAUAAAUUACAAUUUACUAAAGCUAUGAUCUCAAAACCGGCUCCUGAGUGGGAGGCGACGGCGAUUGUAAACGGAGAAGUAACACAGCUUUCGUUGUCAAGUUUUAGAGGAAAAUAUUUAGUAUUUUUCUUUUAUCCAUUGGAUUUCACAUUCGUUUGUCCCACUGAAAUUUUAGCAUUCUCUGAAAGGAUAGAGGAAUUUAAAAAAAUUAAUACUGAGGUAGUGGCUUGCUCUGUAGACUCCCAUUUUACACACCUUGCAUGGAUCAAUACUCCUCGUAAAGAGGGUGGACUGGGAAAAAUUAACAUACCUCUCCUUAGCGAUCUUACGCAUUCUAUUGCUAAAGAUUAUGGAGUAUAUUUAGAAGAUUUGGGGCACACUUUGAGAGGCUUAUUUAUAAUUGAUGAUAAAGGAAUUCUGAGACAGAUUACAAUGAAUGAUUUGCCAGUGGGAAGAUCAGUAGAUGAGACAUUGAGAUUGGUUCAAGCUUUCCAGUAUACUGACAACCAUGGUGAGGUAUGCCCUGCAGGCUGGAAACCAGGGCAGGAUACUAUCAUACCAAAUCCAGCUGAAAAGAGGAAAUAUUUUGAAAAAGUAGCAGACUAAUUAAUAAAAUUAGAAAUGAACUUUUACUUUUAUUAUUAAUGAUAAUGAAAAAAAAACAAUUAAUAAUUUCAAGGUUCUGAUAAAAUGUUUAAAUCAGAAGAUAAACUUUACUUAAAUGCUGAUAAUGCAACAUUUUACCAAUUAUGUAUUAUUAUAUUUUAUAUUACAUACAUAUAAGAACAAUAUAGUAAAUUAAUGAUAAUUUAGAUGUAAGUGAAUUAUGUAUAAAUAUAUAUAUUUUUUAUUAUAACAUUUUUUAUAAGAUAGUACAAUAGAUUUCCAGAAAAUACUCAAAACACACAAUUUUCUACAGUAAAACAAUUAUAGCCAGUGUUAAGACUGAUAUGAAAUUUCGCAUUUUAUUAUUAUUAAGGUAAGUUUGGGAAUGGUAUGACUAAAUAAAAUUAUUUUUAAA
Molecule: messenger RNA, 1285 nt
Organism: Vanessa atalanta (red admiral)
Lineage: Eukaryota; Metazoa; Arthropoda; Insecta; Lepidoptera; Nymphalidae
Gene: Prx4
Product: peroxiredoxin-4
Exons: 4
Coding region: 130-870 (246 amino acids)
Biological process (GO): response to oxidative stress; cellular response to stress; hydrogen peroxide catabolic process
Cellular component (GO): endoplasmic reticulum; cytosol
Molecular function (GO): thioredoxin peroxidase activity
Source: RefSeq, a predicted model, not a curated record